Amphiprion ocellaris (clown anemonefish) is the source of this 973-nucleotide messenger RNA. It is a transcript of the gene mustn1a, whose product is annotated as musculoskeletal, embryonic nuclear protein 1a. NCBI's taxonomy places the organism in Eukaryota, Metazoa, Chordata, Actinopteri, Pomacentridae. The record is from RefSeq and is a predicted model, not a curated record. Gene Ontology annotation, biological process: chondrocyte proliferation; tissue regeneration; chondrocyte differentiation. The coding region runs from base 41 to 394 and encodes 117 amino acids. The transcript has 3 exons. Gene Ontology annotation, cellular component: nucleus.
CUCUCUCAUUACGUCAUUUAUUAGUGCUAAGAGCAGAUUUAUGGUCCACCGGAGAACCACUGCUAGGUUGUGUAUAUAUGUGAGUGUGUGUUGGGCUGGACCUGCAGGAAAACGAGAGAGACAGCUGACAGAAAGAGGAGAAUUUCUUAUCUUCAGCGACUUGACCAUCAUGUCUCAACCCGCUCAGGAAGACGAACAGAUACAGCGUCCUGAAGUGAGAGAAGAAGACGUGACUGAAGCAAGGAACAGACUGGGUUUUAGUGGGCCUGCGAAGAGCAAGACAUUUGAAGUCAUGGAGGAGUGCGAGAAAGCGGGCAAAGCUGCUCCCUCGGUGUUCAGCAGAGCUAGGUCAGGAGCAGAGACUGUUCUCAACACAAGAUCAACUCCCAAGUAAGAAGGAAACGUCCUGACCAUGACUGGAGGGCACCUGGUCCAUGUUAAGGGCUUUAGAUCAGUUGUUUUCCUGCUGUACUUCAGGCAAUGGAAAUCCUAUUUUUAUGCUUUAUUGUAUUGCGCAUAUUUUGCUCCAGUCUUUAUACUGUGUGCUCAUAUGUCACUGCAAUAUGAAAAUCCUGCACCUCUAUGUAAACAGCACAACCAUGGCUAGAACUCAAUAGUGUCUUUAGGGCAGUAUGGUCAAAUUAGAAAUACAUAAAUCAUUAAAAAAGAAAUCUGACAGUUCAAUUUAUAGUUAAGGUAUGUUUUUUCUGUAUAAUAGACUGCUAAGUAACAUGCUUAAACAUCUAAGUAAUAAUUGAUUAGUUUCAAAUUGAUAUUUUUGUUAAUUUGUUAUUAAAGGGUUACACCAGCAUCAGCUGAGUUUUAGAGGAUAUAUUCAAAGCAAAAUGCACAGCUGCAACUAAUCCUGAUGAACAUACAAAAAAGAGCUUUACACAACUCACUGUUGUGCCUAGAAUAUGUCUAAGUUGAAAACUACACAAUGUUAAAUAAAAAGUCUGUGGGAAAAAUGCCA